Messenger RNA from Staurois parvus, 813 nucleotides. Lineage: Eukaryota; Metazoa; Chordata; Amphibia; Anura; Ranidae. The record is from the annotation of a GenBank genome assembly.
UUGAAGAUUCUAGGAACUGUAGGAGAACCUAUCAAUUCAGAAGCCUGGCUAUGGUACUAUAAUGUCAUUGGCAAUCAAAGGUGUCCCAUCGUGGACACCUUUUGGCAGACAGAAACCGGGGGUCAUGUGAUAACUCCUCUCCCGGCUGCCACUCCACUAAAACCUGGAUCCGCAACUUUUCCAUUUUUCGGAGUGGUCCCUGCUGUUUUGAAUGAGCAUGGAGAGGAAUUAGUGGGAGAAGCGGAAGGUUAUCUGGUCUUCAAACAUCCAUGGCCAUCUAUAAUGAGGACUGUGUAUGGUAACCAUGAGCGCUUUGAGAAUACCUACUUCAGAAAGUUUCCAGGAUAUUAUGUGGCUGGAGACGGAUGCAGAAGGGAUAAGGAUGGGUACAUCUGGAUUACAGGUCGGAUAGAUGAUAUGCUGAAUGUGUCAGGCCACCUGUUAAGCACUGCCGAGGUCGAAUCUGCACUGGCAGAGCAUCCAGCAGUUGCGGAGGCAGCGGUAGUUAGCCGCCCACACACUGUGAAAGGGGAAUGUCUCUACUGCUUUGUCAUUCUGAAAGAUGGCAAGAAAUUUACAGAAGUCAUUGCAGAAGAACUUAAAAAGCAAGUUCGUGAGAAGAUUGGACCUAUAGCAACACCAGAUUUCAUACAGAAUGCUCCUGGAUUGCCAAAAACACGAUCAGGUAAAAUAAUGCGGAGGGUCCUCAGGCAGAUUGCCCGGAAUGAGAAAGAUUUGGGAGACAUAUCUACACUGGCAGAUCCCAGCAUAGUGGAGGUCUUGUUCAGCCAACGAUGUGAAGCAGCAGCAUGA